GUCGAGGCUGAUUGUUAACGGCAAAUAUUUGAAUUUUGAAUUUGCGACCACAUCGAGGCUUCCUCUUAUGCACAAUUUUUUCUAGCAGUUGUAUCCACCAUGGAGGCAAGCAAAGACGACAAUGACAACGAAGUCUCUAUCCGUGAGAUGCUCCGAAGCUUCCUGACUGAUGACGCUUUGAAUGAUGUGACGCUCAAGGGAAUUGAUGGAGUAGAAGUGCCAGCAAACCGAUUUCUCCUGGCUGCCAGAAGCAAAGUCUUUAGAGGAAUGCUCUUGGGCAAAUUUCAGGAGGCUUCCUCUCCUGUUGUAGAGCUUGGGUUCAAGGGGAUUGUUUUAAAAUCUGUUGUUGAGUACAUUCUCACAGAUUCCGUGCAAUCACUAAACUGCAAGAAACGCAAGAGCCAAGAUGGGUCGUCAUUUGAUUUUCAGAUGAUACAGUCCCUGGUUGCCGUGGCAGAGGCCGCUUCCUAUUUUCAGCUUCCCGGGCUGGGAAGAUCUACCAUGAAGGCAUGUCGACAAAUUUUGGUGUUCUCCCCAUGCUCAUCCUUUGCUGUACUUCAGGCAUGCAAAAUGGCUGGCCCCGUCAUUCCGGCAAGCAUGGCAGAGCAAGCCAUGAAGAAGAUUUGCUCUGUUCCAGCUCAAUCAAUCUCCAAAGAGCAUGUUCGCUGUUUGAGUGCUGAUGUUUUGGAGGAAAUCCUCCAAAAUCCCAAGACGGAAAUGACUGAAUACCACCUCUUCCAGAUCCUCCAAGUUUGGGCAGAAGGCAAUGGGGAUGACAACAACAACAACCAAACGAAAGCAAAAGCCUUGUCCAAACACAUCUGUUUGCAAAAGAUAAAUCCAGAAACUUUAUCAACAACAAUUGCAGCCUCUGGUUUGGUCACGUCUGAGCAGCUGUUGGAAGCAUACAAAAGCAGGCCCUAGAAGCAAACAAGGCGCGGCCCUGUGCCACCCUAGACCAGCUUCGAUACGAAGGAUGGGUAACAGAGCUGCCUCCAAAUUGUGGCGCACCCAUGGAAAUCAAAGUAGAAGGUGCUGGUUCUAGAGCUGUCAAUGGGGUUUAUGUCCGAGAUGGGUCCUAUAAGGGCCACUGUAAGUACACAAAGGAAGGCAUGUAUCAAAGGGAAUCCUGUGUAUUCUGGCUGCUGCUGUUUGAAGGCAAUUGGUGGAUCUCCAUCCCACAUGGCAGAGAAAUAGGAUCUGGUUGUGAUAUAGACUUUUACGUGGCUGACAACGAAGACGAUGAGAACGUUCCGCCAACCAGCAAGUCACGGUGGCUCGACGUGGCGAAAGGAAUUGCACCAGCGCCAAAUUUGAUGUAUAAAGUUUAGCAGUACAAGUCUGCUCAUGGGCUACAAUGUACUAGUAAUCGAAGUUGUUAGCCAUUCUACUUUGUUUCUGCCUUACAUGCAUGGGAUUAGUCCUCCUUUCAUAGCUCUUCCCCGAAUGUACCCCUUGCUUGCUGAAGAAAAUUGAUUGC
Messenger RNA from Seminavis robusta, 1480 nucleotides. Lineage: Eukaryota; Bacillariophyta; Bacillariophyceae; Naviculales; Naviculaceae. The record is from the annotation of a GenBank genome assembly.